AUGAUUGCAACAACACCAACGACUAACUGUAGAUCGAGGGGGUCUCACCCGUGUCGGGGGGGGGAAGAAUACGAAUCAAAAGGAACCAGGGUCCCUCCAGACAGGUUUCGUGUCGUUCCCCGUACUGGGUUGGCGCGAGCCGUUACGGUACACCCCCGAGGCGCGCGCCAAAGAAGGGUCGGCGUGCCCGCAUCGGCGUCUGGCGUACCGUACACCGGGUUGACAGGAAAUUUUGUCCUGUACUCUUUUCGUAGAGAGAGUCGGAUAGGCGCUGCCCACGUAUCGGUAGCAUUGGCGCGCUCGAAAUUCGAAUCGUUCUUUGGUUUCUAUUUCAGUUUUGCAUUUGAAUUUGCAAAUUUGCAAAGCAAAGAAUUCCUCGGACGUAUGGUGUGGGGAUUGACUGUGAUGGUAUCGGACUCGCCUGGAACCAACCUCUCGACGGUCGCAUCGAUCCCUCGGGUGGGUGGAGCCAGCACUACCCUCACAACAAACAACAACAACCCAUUGCACACGUGCUCGCUCGCUCGCUCUACAGCGGAUCCGUCGUCCAAGAUCUGGCCGAAGAGUACGCCCAACAGAAUGCCGUGUGACGAGAACCACAACAAUGACGACGACGACGAGUCGGUCGAUACCGUCGAACUCGCCCGUCGCAUUCAAGGUCCCCUAUCUACUACUAGCCCCGCCAACACUGCCACCAACACUGCCAUUACCAACGUGAUUGCUCGUCGACCCGAUACGAUUCACGCGACGACUCUGGAGGAUAUGGACGACCUUAGCAACGACGAAGACGACGACGAUUCGGUCGCAACGGUCGAACUCGCCCGACGUAUUCACAAUCAACGCACCACGCACACGACUCGGGAUCCCUCCACUUCUCACAAUCGUCCACUUCACGAGAACAAUUGGAAUACCAACAAUGACGAUUCCAACAAUGACAAUACCAACGAUGACCUGCAUGACCCCGAGGACGAUUCGGUCGAUACGGCUAGUUUAGCGCGACGGAUUCCGCAACGCCGUCAUCGUGAGCCGGUUGCGCAGGAGGAAUUCUAUCUACCACCCGACGUUGGGGACGACGACAGCAGUACCAGCACCAGUACUACUACCAGUGGCAGUAACAGUAACGUUAGGAGCAACACAGAUAACGCACGACAGAUAAAGGACGAGGAAAAAGAGGAACCCUUGCACCUCCCCGUUCCCGCGAAUCCAACCAUACCCGUACUCAACCCGCCCCCACGACCGUCGUGCCGGUUCAACCUCCCACCGACGGCGAGGUCGUCGUCGUUGUCGCCCGAGAUCGUCGCCCCACACCACACACCGGGCCCGGUCGCGUCCCGGGGAAAAUUAAUUACAUCAUCCCGGAAGUCGGACUUACAAUUAACGCCCCCGCAUCGAACCGACGACGAAUUGGCGGAAGCGGUAUUUUGGAACGGUGCUCGUUCCAACGCUCGGACCGAUUCCGUGACCGACCACACUGCGCUGGUAGAGACGCCGUCCGUACCCAGCCCGCGGCCGUCGUCGGACGGCGUGCGGGACGGGCUUCGUCCUUCCCGACCAACUCCGGUCUUUGCUCCGAUAGAUCGGCACCAACCCUUGUCGAUAUCGACGACCACAACGCCGCGUGCACUGACGCACGACGAUAUUGAAACCUUUUCCGACGAAGACGCCGCCGCUUUUGGUUUUCCAUCCACCGAAACACACGCGUCGUCCAUGGACGUCCCUAGUCGAGAGAAACAUAUUCCUAUGUCGUCGCGGCCAUACUUGCUUCCGUCAAGUCGCGUUCAACUGCCAUCAGCAGUCACCGUCACCACUAGAACCACGACGUUUGCGCCGUCAUACUUGUCUACCGAUGGACAAGAAGCGGAAACGGAACAAAAUUACCCUCUUUCCGGAAAGCCUUCCACGGUUUCGUCAAAUCCUUGGCAAUCAGCUCCCGCCCCAAGAAGGCGUCUACGCAACGCGGCUGUGAGCGAUACAAGUCAAGUGCGGGCGGCGGUCAAACGCAAGCGAACGGCAUCAACACCGGGUCAGCCUUUCACAAUGUCGACGUUUCAGGAGCACGACUCUCGGGGCAGCAACGGAGGUAAGCCUCCACAACAACGACACGGAAACCCGAGGACAAAUACUAUACCGGAGGGAGAUUGGUUAUCGCAGUGGAACUCCGCUCGUGCAUCCGGUACGGCACCGCGCAACGAUCUCGCUGGUGGAUCUGGUGUCGGAGCCGGUAGUUAUGAAAUGGUGCCGCAGUACUCUCGCAACGAGGAAAAUCUUAACCUGUCUAGGCAAGAACAAGGUCGUGCCGGCUUUUCAAAGAGAUCGGCCCGUGGUGGCAGAAAACGAGGAGCAAAAGGAAGGAGUGGAUGGGCCAAGAAGGGCAGGAGCGGCGGAGACUAUGCGAGAGGAAGUGUACGUGGCCGACGCGGACGGGAUGCCGCCCUUUCCACUUCUAGCAGUAUCAACUGGAAUCCCAAUCCGGUACAGGCAGCCCGAGACGAUCAGACAUUGCAGCAUGUCGGAGGGGCAGAAAUUUCCUUCUAA
Phaeodactylum tricornutum CCAP 1055/1 is the source of this 2535-nucleotide messenger RNA. RefSeq lists its product with no specific name. NCBI's taxonomy places the organism in Eukaryota, Bacillariophyta, Bacillariophyceae, Surirellales, Neidiaceae. The record is from RefSeq and is a predicted model, not a curated record. The coding region runs from base 1 to 2535 and encodes 844 amino acids. The transcript has a single exon.